AAGAGAAACAACAACAACAGCAGCGGCAGCAGAAACCUUCCGGCUCGGCGACGGUUAGUUGACGAGAAGGACAGCGGGGCGGUUUAACGAGCACUUGUUCGGUCUCACAAAGUCCCGGGCGGGUUCUGUACGGGUCCACGCAGUCGCACGUGUUUACAUUUACUAACAAAAUGUCGAUAUUCGGUAAGUUAUUCGGCAGCGGGGGUAAGGGUGGGAAGGGGCCGACAGCCCAGGAGGCUAUCCAGAAACUCAGAGAAACCGAGGAGAUGUUGGCCAAAAAACAGGACUUUCUCGAGAAGAAAAUCGACCAGGAGCUCAUGACGGCGAAGAAGAACGGCACGAAAAACAAACGAGCGGCUCUACAGGCCUUGAAGAGGAAAAAGCGCUACGAGAAGCAGCUGGCUCAGAUCGACGGUACGCUGUCCACCAUCGAGUUCCAGAGGGAGGCGCUCGAGAACGCCAACACCAACACCGAAGUGCUGAAGAACAUGGGCUACGCUGCAAAGGCCAUGAAGGCUGCGCACGAAAACAUGGACAUCGACAAAGUAGACGAUCUGAUGGCAGAAAUCACAGAACAGCAGGAAGUGGCUCAAGAAAUCUCAGAUGUAAUUUCCAGACCGGUCGGGUUUGGAGAGGAUUACGACGAGGACGAGCUCAUGGCCGAGCUGGAGGAGCUGGAACAGGAAGAGUUGGACAAAGAUCUUCUGGGAAUCGAAGGAGCAGACGACGUUCCUCUGCCCAGCGUGCCGUCUACAUCACUACCAUCGAGACCAGCCAAGGAGAAGAAGGAGGAGGACGAAGACGACAUGGCCGACCUCGAGGCCUGGGCGGCUAACUAAGCUAGCUGGCCCUGCUAGCUUAGCCAGUGCCCCUCACCUGUCUGUCUCUGUGCUACCAGGCUGGUCCCAGACAUCUGGAGGAGAGACGGGGACUCUGGGCUGCUGAGCUGGCUGCCGGCUUGCUGCUCCGUCACAGAGCGGCGGUCUCAAUAUCUUAACCAUGCCCCCAACCUUAAAGUAUGCACUUGUGUCCACAUAGUCACUGACUUGAAAUGAAACGAGCCCAGGCUUCUCUCCUCUGAUUAAUGUUACAGUACGAAUCUCUUUCGCUCCAGCUGUGCACUGCUCUGUUUUCUACUGAAGGGCACCGAGCAAACGUCCUCCCCGACCAGCCUGCGGUUAUGAUGUAAACACAAGUUCUGUUUCUUGGGGAUGAAGAGUGCAUGAACGUGCACUUUUGGUCAGAAGCGUGCAAGUGCAUACUUCUAGGAAAGAGCGUGUGUGUGUGUGUGUGUGUGUGUGUGUGUGUGUGUGUGUGUGUGUGUGUGUGUGUGUGUGUGUGUGUGUGGCGGGGGAACAGGACGAGGCUUGUUUCUGGGAGGAAUGUGAAGAAUCAACAAAUGUGUGAGGAUUUAAAAAUGAAUAACAAAAAAAAAAAGGCAAACACAGAAGGACGACAUGACUCAGCCAUUUUUUUCUGCUUCCUGCGUCGUCAUCUCUCUGCUCUUCUUCAGCGAUGGCGACGACUCAUCGUCUGCAACGUCUCUGCUAAAUUUCAACAGCAGCAAAAUAAAGAACAGGAUGAGAAUGUAGGACUUCCUCACUGAAAUAUCACUGUCAAACUACAAGACGACGGGAUGUUACGGCAGCGGAAACAUCUUGUAAGGAGGAUUUGAUUCCUCCAUCAUCAGUCGGUCACGUGGACUCAAUAUGUAACACUAAUGCUGCCAAAACAGGCUUCGCAGCUUCAUUUAUUUGCAUUCUCCGAUCCUAAAGCAGACACGGCGGCCUCAAGCGCAGAAUUCUGUUAUAGAAUUUGCUGAAUGAAACAUUUAACAACCAGACAAGAGAAGAGAAAGAUCCUUUCUUCUGCGUUUAUUCUUCAGGGAUUGAAAGUUAGCAGUUAGCUCGCAGGCUUUAUCUCCAAACCAAGGUGUGUUGAAGCUAACGACACAAUGCUAACUUCUCCUUGACAGCUGAUCUUAGUGGUUCCCGCCCGUUUUUUUGUUUUGCGUUUUGUUCAUUUGAAGGUGUUUGGAGCAGUGAAGGUAUUCAGUAUUUCACAAAAUGGCAAAGAAAUAAGAAAAAAGGAAAUACAGUUCUUCUUUUUAUAUCCUCUUCAGAUCACCUUUAGCUGUUGAAAUAUCUCUCUACAUCCGUCUGGAAGUUGGGAACCACAGCUCAGUUAAGUCUGGUAAUCAGGUAGCUGUGUGUUGUUUACCUGUGGACGGAGUUUCAGCUCAUAGUUGAUGAGCCAGAACUGCAAGAACAAGCUCUCACCUGCAGAAGCCGCAGGCUCAUUCUCGGUUAGCGAGUCAGUGCAGCUCCUCUCAAGUCGCCCCGUCGGUCGGGUUAGAGGUGACGGGUAUGAAAGGCUGAUGUUUCGUCCCUCAGAGCGACGGAGUGAUUCCUCCUCACAGGAGAGAACGUGCAGGCUGCUGCUGAGAAACCAGCAAAGAGAAACUGCUUGAAAGAUUAUCACAUCUUCAUCCCAGUAAAUAUUUAUAUAUACAUGCAAAAAUCAUUGUUUUUUUGGAGCUUGACUCACACCAGGUACGAAGGCCCAUUAAAUAGAUUCAUGAUUCUUCAUACAGGUACAACUUCUAGCUAACAUCUAGUGGUUUCUAAUCAUCUGGUUUGACAUGAUUAGACUGUUUUAUAUCAAGUGCUCUUGAUGAGAAACUGAAAAAAAAGCUGCAAACUAAACUAAUCCCACUGGUUGUAUUUGUGUAAACGUGGUUGAAAAUCCUUUAACAAGACUGUGAUUAUUAUCCAGCUGACAUCUAAAUACAGACAUUUGAUGGACACGUAGAGACGAGAGCUACUUGUGACACAUCGCAGGAGUAGAGUUGAAGGUAACGACACCUGCAGCGCCUCGUCUGUCUGCGGUUUAACAGUGAUAUUUACUCUGAGACGCUCCUACAUCUGUUGAGUUCAGAGGUAAUGUGUGUGAUGAGUGUGUGUGUGUGUGUGUGUGAGAUGUUUUUCAGCCUUUUGACACAGUGACCUCUUAAUGAAUAUUUAGUCGAGCUGAGACGAGCUGGAAUACUUUAAUUUGCUCUGAGAGAGACGUGUUGGUUUCAUGUUGAUCUUCACUGUAAAAAAAACCAAACAGCUGCAGCAACACUUCCCUCCUUCUGUCAGCUGACACAUUUAUGCAUGGACGGACUCGGGUCGAUCCAGAAUCGGAACCACAUGAUGAAGACCGACUUCAACAUGAUCAAAUUAAAUGAGAUUUAGAUUUGACUUUUUUUUUUUUUUAUUUUGCUCAUUUUUGUAAUUAAAAAAACAUCAUCUUAUUCAUGAGUGGGUCGACCCCAGUCCUGAUAUUUACAGACAAGCUAUUGAAAAAAAAAAA
This is a messenger RNA of Acanthopagrus latus (yellowfin seabream), 3357 nucleotides long. Its product is annotated as charged multivesicular body protein 4b-like. Gene Ontology annotation, cellular component: cytoplasmic side of plasma membrane; multivesicular body; ESCRT III complex. The transcript has 5 exons. The coding region runs from base 171 to 839 and encodes 222 amino acids. Lineage: Eukaryota; Metazoa; Chordata; Actinopteri; Spariformes; Sparidae. The record is from RefSeq and is a predicted model, not a curated record. Gene Ontology annotation, biological process: vesicle budding from membrane; late endosome to vacuole transport via multivesicular body sorting pathway.